This is a messenger RNA of Pipra filicauda (Wire-tailed manakin), 5673 nucleotides long. It is a transcript of the gene HTR2A, whose product is annotated as 5-hydroxytryptamine receptor 2A. The record is from RefSeq and is a predicted model, not a curated record. Lineage: Eukaryota; Metazoa; Chordata; Aves; Passeriformes; Pipridae. Gene Ontology annotation, biological process: chemical synaptic transmission; G protein-coupled receptor signaling pathway, coupled to cyclic nucleotide second messenger. Bases 522 to 1937 code for a protein of 471 amino acids. Gene Ontology annotation, molecular function: G protein-coupled serotonin receptor activity; neurotransmitter receptor activity. The transcript is spliced from 4 exons. Gene Ontology annotation, cellular component: dendrite; plasma membrane.
AGCUUGCCCUGGGGCGGGGAAAUGCACAAGGAAAGAGCCGGCAAGCAGCCUAUCUCUCAGAAGAAAAGAGCAAGACUCGCAGCACAGGAACUGGCUUCACUCAAGUGUGCAGUUUAGAAGUCAAAAAACUAUUUCAAAUUACAGCAUUAUGGAAGAGACUGAAGAAAAAGGGCACAAAACUGGCUAAAUAUAGUGAAGAAUAUCGUAAACCAGGGUACAAAGUGCAUCUAACUGCAGUUUGAAAGUGGGCUCUGAAGUGCAAUCCUGGUUUUGCUUUUCAGCUGGAUUUUCAAUGUAUGCCAACACUGGACUUUCUAUGGAACUGAAAACAAAACAUUUCAGCUUUUGGAGUAAUUCUGGUAUGUUUUUCUACGUCACCCUAGUGGCAAGAAUACAGCCAAUAAAAGAUUGUGGUCCCUCAACUUCUGGCAUGGACAGCUGAGGAAUAUAAUGCCCAAUGGUGACACAGGGUGAUAAUUUCCUGUUUUUCACUAUUUAUCUCUGUGGUUUUGGACUUAACAAUGGAUAUUCUUUGUGAUGAGGAGAGCUCUGUGAACCCAACAGCAAACUCCUUCAUACAAAUAAAUCAGGAGAGAAGACUCUACAGAAAUGUUUAUGGAGCUGGAGAGAUUAAUAUAUCGCAUCUCAUUAACUUGACUGUGGACUCUGAAAAUCUAACCAAUCUUUCAUGUGAAAGUAACAUGAGUCCACCGUGCUACUCUUCCCUGAUUCAGCUUUCACAGAAAAACUGGCCAGCUUUGCUGACAGUAAUAGUGAUUGUUUUAACCAUUGCUGGAAAUAUUCUUGUCAUCAUGGCUGUUUCACUGGAGAAAAAACUACAGAAUGCCACUAACUAUUUUCUAAUGUCACUUGCAAUAGCUGAUAUGCUGCUGGGUUUCCUUGUCAUGCCUGUGUCAAUGUUAACCAUUCUGUACGGAUACACAUGGCCUCUACCUACAAAGCUCUGUGCCAUUUGGAUCUACUUGGAUGUGCUUUUCUCCACUGCCUCCAUCAUGCAUCUCUGUGCCAUCUCACUGGAUCGCUAUAUUGCCAUUCGAAACCCCAUCCACCACAGCCGGUUUAACUCAAGAACUAAGGCUUUUGCCAAAAUAAUUGCUGUUUGGACCAUAUCAGUUGGUAUCUCCAUGCCUAUACCCGUCUUUGGACUACAAGAUAAAUCUAAAGUGUUUAAGAAUUGCAGCUGCUUACUUGCAGAUGAGAAUUUUGUUCUAGUAGGUUCUUUUGUGGCAUUCUUCAUCCCUCUGACCAUCAUGGUAGUCACUUACUUUUUAACCAUCAAGUCGCUGCAGAAGGAAGCUAUGCUAUGUGUGGAUGACAUUGGCCCAAAGACCAAGUUUGCUUCAUUUAGCUUCCUCCCUCAGAGUUCCCUGUCCUCAGAAAAACUCUUUCAGCGCUCCUUGAACAGAGACAUGGGGACUUCUGGGAGAAGAACCAUGCAAUCCAUCAGCAAUGAGCAGAAGGCUUCCAAGGUUCUUGGCAUUGUCUUCUUUCUGUUUGUUGUGAUGUGGUGUCCAUUUUUCAUCACCAAUGUGAUGGCUGUAAUUUGCAAGGAGUCAUGCAGUGAAAAAGUCAUUGGAGGACUCCUUAACAUAUUUGUUUGGAUUGGUUACCUUUCUUCAGCUGUCAACCCACUCGUAUAUACACUGUUCAAUAAAACCUACCGCUCAGCUUUCUCUCGUUACAUUCAGUGUCGCUACAAGGAGGAGAAGAAACCUUUCCAGCUGAUUUUAGUGAACACUAUCCCAGCACUUGCAUAUGAUUCCAGCCAGCUCCAGCUAGCACAAAUGAAGAGUUUGAAAAAGGAGGCAAAAAUGAUGGCUAAGGAUUACUCAAUGGUCACAAUAGGAAUACAUCAUUUGGAUGGUACCUCUAAGGGAAGUAUCAGCCCAGGGAACGAAAAGGUUAGUGGUGUGUGAUGGUUGGCAGCUGCCAUGACAACCACCGUGCGUUUGCUGAAAAUUUCACCUGGCUGGGAGAAGCUCUGAUAGCUUAGGAAAAUCAGCCCUGUUCAAGAGACUUUCCAAUAACAUCAUAUACUCCUCAUAUUACCCUGUGGAUGAAAAACAGGGUUUUAAUGGUAUCAAAUGUGCAAAUUUUUUUCAUACAGUACUUUGGCUGUUUUAAGCACAGGCUUUAUUAAACUUAUUUUUUUAAUAUUCUAAAGGAUAUAUUUCUUAAAGAAAAAAUGCAAUUUCUGGUACUAUAAUAUGGGCUGUGAAGAAACUUACGCCUUUCUUUUCUCUUUGCAAAUGAAAGCUAAGCUGUCCUUUGAUGUUCUUGCAGAAUAGGCUCCAGCUAGUUUGUCUUGCUACAGUCGAGUUUUGUUAUCAUUAACUGGAUGAGCACUUUACCAAAUUUUGAAUAAAAUUAUGGUUAAUUUGCUAAUAUAUAUUUUAAAUAAAUUUUAAACUAUUAAAGAAAAUCUAUUAAAACUGCUAUAGAUUAAUUAUAUGGGCAUUUUUUAACUGUUUUAUGGUUAUUUUUUCCUUCUGAGUAACCAUUCUGAAAUGUCACUGGGCUUUUCUGCCAUUUGUUCUGUAUUUCAAGUUAGGAAUCUUCAGAGAGAAAUUAUACUUAAAUGAUCCUUUGUUUCUACCACCAUUUGUAAUCUUUAUUUUAUGUAUUGUACUUUAUUUCCGUUCAAAAAUUUCAUGUGUUCGUGUUUCAUGUGUUCAGCUUAAAAGUUGAAAGUAAUAUUUUCAAAAGUAACUAUUUGGAUUGAUUCCCUGCUCCUUCCCACUGGUGUUGUCAGGGAGGUAAAGUGAGAGAAGACUGGAAAACCAGGCACAACACUGCUAAAUAAUUUCAGGAACUGUUCCAGGUCCAUGCCUCUGUUCAAUUCUAACAAAGGCUGAUUUAAGUUAUGUCAGAGGAAGUUUUGCAUGAGUAAAGCUUUCAGUAAAAGGUUGCAGCAGACCAUUUCUCAUUGUUUUUGGUUUAAAAAGGCCAUUUUGAAGAAUGUCCUUCUGGUUUUGUUUUAGGAUUUGUAGGGCCAGAAUUAUUAGAAAACUGUUAGUUGCUAAAAAUUGUUUUCCCUAGUUUUGCUGUAUUGCUGUUAAGGCAGAUUGCUCAGGAAUGGUCAGUAACUUGCACUACUAGGACUCAGCCUUAAUGAAAUAUUUAUGGGCAAAUGGGGCUCUCUUGAAAUAUAACAGGACUUCCAAGUGGCACUGUAUUCCACCUGCAUAGUUCCAAGGGCACAAUACAUUCCAUAAAGAACAUUGUUUGACAGACACACCUAGUCAACAAACUCCUUUCUUUUGGGCAUCACAGCCAAUGUCACUGAAGCCAGUGGGACUUUGCUACAGAGAAGAAAUAUAAAUGUUGCAUUCACUGACAAAACUUAAAUCCAAGCAUUUGAUUCAUUCCAUAAAUUUUGCAGCCAUAAUCUCAUUAGAACCAGGAUGUAUUCCAGUUUCUCUGGAAAAAACACUGCCCAUCCAGAAACCAAACUCCAAUACCUUUAUCAGUCCUUCCCUUGAAGUUUUCAGUUUUCACAGAACAAUUAAAUUUCCACUAAGUCAAAGAAAGAGAAGGACAGAGAGAAACUGAAUCUGAUUGUAGACUACUAGCUGGGAGUCUUCGGAAGAAGUUUUUAGCUUAAGAUACUGAUCUGUGGGAGACAAGAUCUUAAAAGCUGGCUGGGUAUUUGACCAAAUUCAAAGAAACCAAUUUUGUUGUUAUACAGUAUACCUAAAUCUGAUAGUUUUAUGAGCCCUUUCCUCCAAAUUGGGAUAGUCAGAGCCACCAUGCACUGGUCAUACAGGAGCUCUGCAUGCCUAUGGUGACACUGACUCAUUCCUCAGGCCUCAGCCUCCCUCUCUGGGUCUAAGUGUCAUGCUGUAGCCCCGUUGCAGUGAUGCGUGUCAUCUAUCAGCUCGCGGUCAUUAAUGGCUUUCCCCUGGGAACAGGCACCUCAGGGAAUAAGUAGGAAGUAAUAAAACCAAAGGUCUUUUGUGAGUAGAGGUCUGAGGCUCAAGAUCUGCCACCAAACCAGAUUGCCUUCAUAUGAUGAUAGGGGAUUGAAGGCCUUUAAACUUGUGUGUGAGAGGAGAGGAAACACAGAGGCUUCCACUAGUGGAGGGAAUUGCCACAUUUUGUGUCUGUCUUGAUGCAAGUUUCUCUGGCCUUGCAAGAGAAAGAAGUAGAUGGGACAGCCAGCUUUUGUGUCUUACUGCCCAUUUGUGCCAGGGAACAAAGCCUACCUGCAUACUGUAUGAUGCAUAUGGCCCUGCGCUUCUCCAGGGCUUAAUUCCUCCCAAGACUCCUGAGGCUCCAGUUGCUGGUCUGCGCAGCCUCCUUCACCAGCUUGCACUUGGUAAACUGUUAUUGAACAUUUAACAAUCACAGCUUAUGCUCUCCGCUUACUGUCUGCAUUUCACCCAUGUGGCAGAGCAGCUCAGCUCACCAUUUCUCUUUCAUUUCACCUUCUGUUCCUCUUCCACGAUGUCAAAUUGCUCAGGUUGCAAAUACUGACAGGGAAUACUUCACUACAAUCAGAGAGAGUUUCAAUUACUGGCUUGAGGUUUCAUUAGAAAAUGACUCUGAACAAUCAUUUUUUUCCAGCUUAUUAAAAUAAAACCUAUGUUUUGGACCUAAGAGGAUUGACAGCAUUUCUUUAAUUGACAGCUGGAGAUAGCGUAACACUUAUCUUUUGCUUAGAAACAGGGAUAACUGAUGCCUGACAUUUUGGUUCUUUGAGCACUCAGGAGGUUUUAUUGAGUGAUCACCAGCUUUUGCCUGAGAAGCCUCUCAAAGCCAAGAAUGCACAGCAGUUAAAGACCAAUAUCUCCAGCUCUUUGUGGACAUUUUUGACAGUUUAGUGAAGCCUGAUUCUGCCAUCUUGCACCAAAAUGUUAAUGGAUUUUUGUGCAGUUUGCCUUAGUGAGGAUGACAGUCAGGAUCUGAAUUUGUUCUAGGCGCCAUACCAGAUCUGCAGGAGGUUGUUCAUCAGUAGAUAGCAAUUAAUAGAUUCAUUAUGCUGCAGACAGAUGACAAAGUUCAGCUGUUUUAAACCAGGAUUUACAGCACUGGGCCCGCACUUGGGAUGAACACCACAGUUUAGCAUGACCAGCUUCAGAACAAGACUUCUAUCUUGCAAAAAAAUGUGAAUGUUUUCAUUACGCAUCAGACUGGAACGGAAAUUUUUAUAAUUUUUCAGUUAAAAAAAAAAAAAAGAGAAAACAUUCAUUCAUACAGAUUAGUUCAGAGGGUUAGGGCCAUCCCCUACCUCACAGAAAAAGCAUGCUGAGUCAGUCUGUCAUAUCUGCAUCCAAAAAACCCCACUUCAUCUGAAAAAAAUUUUAACCAACAAUUUUUCAAGUAGAUUGACAUUUUAUUACUGUUAAGACUGUAUCUGAAAAAUGUCCAAAGACAUGAAGCUCACCAUGUAUCUCCUAAGCUGGUGUGCAUCCUUUAUACAAUUCAGGGUAAAAAUUCCUAUGUAUCUAUCCCAUCCAAUCAACCAUGCACUGUACUUAUAUAAUUAUUGCCAGACAGUGAGAUGCAUUCUAUUUUGAAUACAUAUAUGUUUGCUUAUGUAAAUACAUAGAGAAAAACAUUUGCUGUAUUUUGUAAUGUUAAUGUAAAAUGGUGUUCCAAUGCUUUAUUGUUUUGUCAGAUCCCACUGCUAGUAAAGCAGAUUAAAAUAUU